AUGGCCCGCAGCUGCUUCAGCAGCCACUCCUGUCACGAAUUGACACACGUUUGCUCCACCUGUCAACCUACGCCUCGUUAUCCUUCCAAGGUGUGCCGGCCUGGCGUGACGCCUAACCUUCAAGCUGGUCUCAUUCAGCCGGUCUGCCGUUUGAAUUCGCUCGUCAAAUCCACGUCCUCGCUGUCUGCGACCCGUUUGAGAAGAUCGCGAGGGCAAUCCGGCAGGAAAGCAAUCGCGAAAUCCGUGCAGGCAGCAGCACGGUCAGAAACAGUGGCAUCAGCAAAGCGAACAUCUGCAGCAGCAGCAGAACCCCCACCACCAGCACCACAAGCAGCAGCAGCAGCAGCAACAGCAGUAGCAUCUGCUCGUGUGACGUCAGCAGCAGGCACACUGCUGCUUGCGGCAUCGGCAGCGCUCACAGCAGCGGCAGCAGCUCCAGCGGCAGCUCUCGCAGCGAUUCAACUGGAAGUAUCCCAAUUGGGUGCGUUACAACUGGAAGCGUUACAAGUGGGACACACGGCUGCAGACACAGUUGGUACAGCCGUGACUGAAGCUGCAGCAGCAGCAGCUGACACACUGGCAGCCGCAGCCCCACAAACAACAGCAGCAGCAGGAGCAGCAGGAGCAGCAGCAGAAUCAGUUAUGGGAUCCAUUACGGCCGUGCUGGCAGGCUUGCCGUCCAUGGGGUUUGGCAUCGGGCUGUCGCCUCAAGUCGGCAUCGCACUCGCUCUCACUCUCGUUGGCAGCCUCAGCACGGCUCUUGGCGGUGCUCUCGUGGUGCUUCAAGCUGUGCCUGAUAUCAAGCGGCUAGGCCUCCUGCAGGGCUUCGCCAGCGGGCUCAUGCUGAGCCUCACGUUCUUUGAUCUCGUGCCCGAAGCAAUCGAGACCAUCGGCUUUCCUGCUGCCAACCUAUGGUUCUUUGGAGGAGCGCUUCUCUUCGCAACUGUUGUACACUUUGUUCCCGAGCCUUCCCUCGCACCCGAGCCAUCUGUAAAUCCUGCGCCAUCGUCCGAACCUCUAUUGAAAUACGCAUCCGGUCCCGUAUCCGAACCUACGUCCAAGCCUGCAUCCCAACGUACGUCCGAACCAUUCACGGAGAGGCAACGGACAGAUCAACCUAUUCAACCAUCAGCUGUAGCACCAGCUGCAACAGCACCAGCAGAAGCAACAGCAGCAGUACCACCAGCACCACCGGCAGCAGCACUGGCACCAACACUAACACCACCACCACCAGACUCACCACCUCCCCUCAUCCGGAAACAAACACUCGCUCGACUCAAUUCCCCCUCCGCCUCCUCCUCCUCUUCCUUCUACCUCCCUUCCUCCCUCUCCUCCCUAGAUCUGACCCAACCCUUAGGCUCGGAAAGCCCUGACUCGGACCCGAACCAAGCCUCAGGUUUGGCAAGAGCUGGUCAGGUGGAGCAUCCGAACCUGGUCCGAGGCUUGGGCUCGGACAGCUACAGGGACAUUCAUGUGGAGCAUUGGCUUAGUGGGAUCAAAAGUAGCGGGUGGGAUAGCCGAGAUGGGAAUACUGGCGAUUCUCAAGUGGGUGAGGGGCGAGACAGAGGGGUGGACGGGGAGGGGGAGGAGAGACGGAGAUUAAAGGAUGUGGCAGAUGAGAAGGAAGCAGAGGUGGGGGAACGGGAGAUGCAGAGGCGGCGGCAAGCGGUGCUGUGGAGUGGAGUAAUCACAGCCUUGGGCAUCAGCCUGCACAACUUCCCUGAAGGCAUCGCUGUGUUCCUGGGCUCCAUGAAGGGUCUGCGGGUGGGAAUCAGCCUAGCAGUGGCCAUCGCAUUACACAACAUCCCUGAGGGCCUCGCAGUCGCCCUCCCCAUCUACUUCGGCACUCGAAGCCGCUGGGCCGCCUUUCGAGCCGCGGCUCUCUCGGGGGCUGCAGAGCCCCUGGGGGUUGUCUUUGUGGCCCUCUUCUUCCCCGCCUCGCUCGCCCCUGAUAUUAUUGAAGGGCUGCUCGCUGGUGGUACGUGCUCUGCUCUCUCCUCCCCUCUCGCCACCCUCUUCAUUACCCCCUUCUCCACUCCUGCUGGCUUGUGCAUCCCUAUGUGUCCCUCUCCAUCCUUCUCCAUCCCUCUCCAUCCCAUUCUAUCUAUCUGCACCCCCUGCCAUCCUUCUCCAUCCCUCUCCAUCUCUCUCCAUCCCUCUCCAUUCCUCUGCAUUCCUCUCCAUCCCUCUGCAUUCCUCUGCAUUCCUCUGAAUGCAGUGGGCGGCAUCAUGGCGUUCCUAGUGCUGCACGAGAUGCUGCCUCUGGCCUUUGAGUACGCGGGGCAUCGCAGGGCAGUGCAGGCCAUGUUCCUCGGCAUGGCAGUCAUGUCCGCCAAUCUGCACCUUCUAGCACUCUCCCUCCCACCGGACAUCUCUUUGUGA
Closterium sp. Naga37s-1 is the source of this 2382-nucleotide messenger RNA. The record is from the annotation of a GenBank genome assembly. NCBI's taxonomy places the organism in Eukaryota, Viridiplantae, Streptophyta, Zygnematophyceae, Desmidiales, Closteriaceae.